Meriones unguiculatus (Mongolian gerbil) is the source of this 7674-nucleotide messenger RNA. It is a transcript of the gene Adamtsl3, whose product is annotated as ADAMTS like 3. Lineage: Eukaryota; Metazoa; Chordata; Mammalia; Rodentia; Muridae. Gene Ontology annotation, cellular component: extracellular matrix. Gene Ontology annotation, biological process: extracellular matrix organization. The coding region runs from base 174 to 5261 and encodes 1695 amino acids. Gene Ontology annotation, molecular function: metalloendopeptidase activity. The transcript has 30 exons. The record is from RefSeq and is a predicted model, not a curated record.
ACGGGCUGGAGGCCGGCGUCGGGGACCGUCGGGCUCCCGCGCUCCGCACCAGGUGUCCCGUCCGCCUCCAUCCUUCAGCGCGCAGCCCCGCGGCACCGAACCGCGCGGCGGCGGCUGCUGCGGCGGGCGCCGGGGUUGGGUGCGAGAACGUCCGGGGCCAGGUCUCUCCGAGGAUGGCUGUGAGGGAGACUCCUAUAUUGGACCCUAUGGCCUUCUGGACGGGAUCCUGGUGGCUGCUGACACGGACGCUCCUUACGCUGUCUGGUCUCCUGCAGGUAAUAGAGCUGGAGGCCGCAGCAGAGAAGUCUCCUGGAGCCUACUUCCUUCCUGAGUUUGCACUUUCUCCUCAGGGAAGCUUCCUUGAAGACACCACAGGGGAACAGUUUCUCACCUAUCGCUACGAUGACCAGACCUCAAGAAACGCUCAUUCGGAGGAAGACAAAGAUGGAAACUGGGACGCUUGGGGCGACUGGAGCGGCUGCUCCCGGACCUGUGGGGGAGGAGCCUCCUACUCUUUGCGGAGAUGUCUGAAUGGAAGGAACUGUGAAGGACAGAACAUCAGAUACAAGACAUGCAGCAAUCAUGACUGCCCAGCUGAUGCGGAAGACUUCAGGGCCCAGCAGUGCUCAGCGUACAAUGAUGUGCAGUACCAGGGCCAUUACUACGAGUGGGUUCCGCUGUACAACGACCCCACCGCCCCGUGCGCGCUCAAGUGCCACGCUCGGGGGCAGAGUGUGGUGGUGGAGCUGGCUCCCAAAGUGUUGGAUGGAACUCGCUGCAACGCUGACUCGCUGGAUAUGUGCAUAAGUGGCAUCUGCCAGGCCGUGGGCUGUGACAGACAGCUGGGAAGCGAUGCCAAGGAGGACAACUGUGGGGUGUGUGCCGGCGACGGCUCCACCUGCAGGCUGGUGCGGGGCCAGGCCAAGAUGCAUCUGUCUCCUGAGAAAAGGGAAGAAAAUGUGAUUGCUGUUCCCUUGGGCAGUCGAAGUGUGAGAAUUACUGUGAAAGGACCUGCCCGGCUCUUUAUUGAGUCAAAGACACUUCAAGGAAGCAGAGGAGAGCACAACUUCAAUAGUCCUGGGGUUUUUGUUGUGGAGAACACAACGAUUGAGUUUCAAAAAGGUGCUGAGAGACAAACCUUGACGAUCCCGGGACCCCUGAUGGCUGAUUUCAUCUUCAAGACCAGGUACACAGUGGCCAAAAGCAGCGUGGUUCACUUCUUCUUUUACCAGCCCAUCAGCCAUCAGUGGAGACAGACUGACUUCUUCCCCUGCACCGUGACAUGCGGAGGAGGUUAUCAGCUCAACUCUGCGGAAUGCAUGGAUAUCCGCCUGAAAAGGGUGGUCCCUGACCACUAUUGCCAUUACUACCCAGAGAAUGUGAAGCCCAAACCAAAGCUGAAGGAAUGCAGCAUGGAUCCUUGCCCAUCGAGUGACGGCUUUAAAGAGAUUAUGCCCUAUGACCACUUCCAACCUCUCCCUCGCUGGGAACACAAUCCUUGGACUGCAUGUUCGGUGUCCUGCGGAGGAGGGAUUCAGAGACGGAGCUUUGUGUGUGUAGAGGAAUCUAUGCAUGCGGAGAUACUACAGGUGGAAGAAUGGAAGUGCAUGUAUGCACCCAAGCCCAAGGUGAUGCAGACUUGCAACCUCUUUGAUUGCCCCAAGUGGGUUGCCAUGGAGUGGUCUCAGUGCACGGUGACUUGCGGCCGAGGGUUGCGCUACCGAGUGGUUCUUUGUAUCAACCAUCGUGGGCAGCACGUCGGGGGCUGCAACCCGCAGAUGAAGCUUCACAUCAAAGAGGAGUGUGUCAUCCCUACUCCGUGCUAUAAGCCUAAAGAAAAAAGUCCAGUGGAAGCUAAAUUGCCUUGGCUGAAACAAGCGCAAGAGCUAGAAGAGACCAGAAUAGCCACAGAAGAACCAAAGUUCAUCCCGGAGCCCUGGUCGGCCUGCAGCACCACGUGUGGGCCCGGCACCCAGGUGCGUGAGGUGAGGUGUCACGUGCUCCUCACGUUCACACAGACGGACACCGAGCUCCCUGAGGAGGAGUGUGAAGGCCCCAAGCCCCCCACCGAGCGACCCUGCCUCCUUGACGCCUGCAGUGACCAGAGCCCAUCUGUGUCUCAAGAGAUGGGUGGCCCUCUCCAGGGAAAGGACAGUGAGAUCACUUACGACUGGGAGUAUGCUGGCUUCACCCCCUGCACUGCGACAUGUUUGGGAGGCCAUCAAGAAGCCAUAGCUGUGUGCUUACACGUCCAGACCCAGCAGACGGUCAAUGAUAGCCUGUGUGACAUGAUUCACCGCCCUCCUGCGAUGAGUCAGGCCUGUAACACGGAGCCCUGCCCGCCCAGAUGGCACACGGGCUCUUGGGGACCCUGCUCAGCUCCCUGCGGUGUUGGAAUCCAGACCCGAGAUGUAUACUGCGUCCAUCCUGAGGAGUCGCCAGCCGCUCCGGAGGAAUGCAGAGAGGAGAAGCCUCACGCCUUACGAGCCUGCAACCAGUUUGACUGCCCUCCUAGCUGGUACAUUGAAGAGUGGCAGCAGUGUUCCAGGACGUGUGGCGGGGGAACUCAGACCCGGAGAGUCACCUGUCGCCAGCUGUUAACGGAUGGCAGCUUUUUGAACCUGUCAGAUGGACUGUGCCAAGGACCCAAGGCAUCGUCUCACAAGUCGUGUGCCAGGACAGACUGCCCCCCACAGCUGACUGCUGGAAACUGGUCAAAGUGCUCUGUCACCUGCGGCGUUGGGUUCCAGAGAAGAAAGCAGGUGUGUCAAAGGCUGACCGCCAAAGGCCGGCGCGUUCCCCUGGGUGAGGCACAGUGCAGGGGCCUGCCAGGCCUGCCCCUCGUGAGACCGUGCCAGAUGCCCGUGUGCAGCGAAGCAAAACUCGGGGCAAAGACAAGACUUGGAGAGCGGGGUCCCCAGAUCCUUGGUGUCCAGAGAGUGUAUAUUCAGACGAGGGAGGAGAAGCGGAUUAACCUGACCGUGGGCAGCCGAGCCUACCUGCUGCUUAAUACGUCUGUGAUCAUCAAGUGCCCCGUUCGCCGUUUCCAGAAAUCUCUGAUCCAGUGGGAGAAGGAUGGCCGUUGCCUGCAGAACUCUAAGCAGCUUGGCAUCACCAAGUCAGGCUCGCUGAAAAUCCACAGUCUUGCAGCCCCUGACAUCGGCGUGUACAGAUGCAUUGCCGGGUCAGCACAGGAAACGGUCGUUCUGAAGCUCAUCGGGACUGACAACCGACUCAUUGCACACCCGUCCCUCAGAGAGCACCUGCGGGGCCACCCUGGGGUGGACCACAAUGAAGCCAACAGUUUGGGAGCCACGUGGCAUAAAAUGCGCCAGAUGUGGAAUAACAAAAAUGAGCUUUACCUGCACGAUGGUGAAAUCAAUAACCAGCCUUUCUUGAGAGCUCUGUUGGGGCCGUGCAGGAACUCCGCAGGAAACGCUAACUUCUGGGAGCUCAAGAACAGGCAGUUUGAAGCAGCCAUGAAACAGGGAGCAUACAGCAUGGACGCCGCCCAGUUUGAUGAGCUCAUCAGAAACAUGAGCCAGCUUCUGGAGACGGGAGAGGCCAGUGAUGACCUAGCAUCCCAGAUGAUCUACCAGCUCGUCGCUGAGUUGGCCAAGGCUCAGCCCAUGCCUGUCCAGUGGAGGGGCAUCCAUGAGAAAGCUGCCCCCGAAGCUCAGCUCAGAGGGCAGACGGGAAGAGUUCCUCAAAGCCCCUCAGUAAAACACUCUGGCAAGCUGAUUUUUAAGCCAAAAGGACCUGUGAUCAGGAGGCAAACCCUACCCCCUUCAGUUUCCUUUAACAAGACAAUAACUGCAAGGAUUGGGAAUACAGUAUACAUUACAAAAAGCACGAAGGUCAUUAAUAUGCUUUGCAAUCUUAUCACUCCCUGCAGCGAGGCCACGUACACGUGGACUAAGGAUGGAGCAUUGCUGCAGCCCUCUGUGAAGGUCGCUUUGGAUGAAACGGGGAGGAUGCAGAUACGGAAUCCUACAAGGAACGAGCAAGGGAUCUAUGAAUGCUCCGUGGCCGGUCAUCUUGGCUCAGAUGUGGAAAGCUCAUUGGUGCUGUACGCGGAGGCACCUGUCAUCUUGUCUAUGGAAAGAAAUGUCACCAAACCGGAAUACAACCAUCUGUCUGUCACUGUGGGAGGCACUGUGGAGGCAGCCCUUCAAGCAAAUGUGACAAUCCACUGUCCAGUAAAAGGUGUCCCUCAGCCUAAUGUAACUUGGUUGAAGAGAGGAGGAUCUCUGAGUGACAAUGUUUCCUUGCUUUUCAAUGGAUCCCUAUUGUUGCAGAAUGCUUCCCUUGAAAAUGAAGGAGCCUACAUUUGCACAGCCACCAAUGCUCUUGGGAAAGCAGUGGCCACCUCUGUGCUCCACUUGCUGGAACGAAGAGGACAGGGCAGUAACAAUGCGUUUCCUAAGGCACACAGAAGGCGAGUUCUUCAGGCAUCCAACAACAGAGCAAAGAGUAACAGCUCAACAGGAGAGCCUCUGCCUCAAGAACCUUUUUGGGAACCUGGUAACUGGACGCAUUGUUCUGCCACCUGUGGCCCCUUGGGAGUCCGCCUUCAGAGGCCCCAGUGCGUGACGGCUAGUGGGCAGGAAGUGAAUGAAGCCCUUUGUGAUCCUCACAGGAAGCCGCUGGCUGGGUUUCAGUCCUGUAACACCCGGGAUUGCCCAGCAAGGUGGUUCACGAGUGUGUGGUCAGAGUGCUCUGUGUCUUGCGGUGACGGAUUUCACGGUCGGCAAGUGACAUGCAAGCAGACGAAAGCCAAUGGGACGGUACAGGCAGUGUCCCCCAGGGCAUGUGCUCCUAAAGACAGGCCUCUGGGGAAAAAAACGUGUUCUGCCCGUCCAUGUGCUCAACAGGCCGUCGGCCCAGGAAACCAGUGUCCUGGACGUUGCGUGGGCCAUGCCAUGAGGAUGCAGCAGCACCACACUGUUUGUGCCCACGACAGCUCCAACUUCAGCUGUGAGGGCAGAAGGAGACGUGCCUUUGGGAGAAACUGCACCUCAGGGCCCUGUGAGGCAUGUUGGCGUGUGGGGCCCUGGAAGCCCUGUUCAGCAGUCUGUGGCAGGGGCUUCCAGUCCCGCAAAGUCGACUGCAUUCACACAGCAAGCUGCACGCCUGUGGCUGACAGAUACUGUGCGCAGAUGAAGCCAGCUUCCUGGAGGCAUUGCCUUGGGCCUUCCUGUGAUAGUACGUACCCAUCUCAGGAGACUGCACGGACACAACUCACUACUGUGCAUUCGUAAAGCACCUUAAUCUGUGCUCUCUGGCCCUCUAUAAACAAAGGUGCUGCCAGUCAUGCCAAGAAGGAUAAAGCUUUGGCAAGGUUGUGAUGCUGCUGUGGUGAGAAAUGAAAACUAUCAAGGCUCUUUCCUUCAUGCCCCUGGUUCAAAGCCAUAUACGUCUUAAAGUCUCUAGAGCCUGUGCUCGAGCAGAGGUUGAUGCAGACACAGUGCCUGCUACAAUUUUGUAAAGUUACCUCUUCCAGCAGUUGGUUUUUAAUUCCAGUUUCCAUAAACGAUGCAUUCUAGGAUUAACAUAAAUUCAUCAGCGGCCAUGCCCUUGUACUUGGGCCCUCGUCAUGAGCACAUCAUCACCUCCUGUGAUUUGUAGACCAGCAAAUAGUGGCCCAUCCCAAAGAAUCUGUAACUGAGAACUUCUCUCAAGUUGUAGAGUUUCAACACAUUUGUGCAGUAUUUACUUUUUAAAGGCUCUGGUCAGUAGCUGUUCAGAUGUUGGCACUAACGGCAUUUUUACAGAUCCUUAUGUUUAUUAUGUGAAGAAGAGGCAAUCUCUCUAGACAGCUUGUAACACCAACUGAGCCAAGGAUUCGCCACAGAUGGCAUCUUGUCUUCACUCUUAAAGCACCUAUGGAAGAAAACAUAGUAGACAUGGCUGCUAUUUUCAUAACUACAGAAAUCUAUCUGUGACCAAAUGAGGCAUCUUGAAAAUCAAAGAAGAAAACCUGACCUUUUCUACUGAUUUGAUUUGAAGUAUAUUCAAAGCUUCCUUUUAAGAGCUGUGAAUGAAACUUUUUCUAAGUACUGUUCUCUUGCACACAGAGAUCAAAGCCUUAUUAGAUGUAAUUUAUGCAUACAAUAAUAUUCCUGAGGAUUUUAUUUUGGAAAGUUUAUAUGAAAGUAACCUAAAUAAGAAACAUGAUAGUUGAAAGAAUUGUUUAUGGUAAAUGAUUAUUUUAAUUUCAGCUGAUAUUGUCAAUAAAAACAAAGUCCAUUAGGAUGAGGGUGGAAAUGACAAUUUGGGGGUUAGGAGCUCGAGCUGGGAUUUGGGUAGUGCUUUGGGGAAGAAGGGCUGAAUUUAUUUUGGACUAGCACUCGGAUUCAGUUAGGCGAGAAAAGAAGUUACACUAUGGCUAGGACUAGAUCUGACUUUAAGGUUAGGGCCAGUUUAGGAAGGGGUUGGCCAAUGCUGGUGUUUGCAACAUUGGAGUAAAUUUUGCUGCUGAGAAAGGUUCAGGCUUGCAUUCAAUUUUAACUCCUCCAACUGAUUCGACUAUGGGGACCUUUCCAUGGCAUUUUCCCAGUUGUGGCUUUAGAUGCUACACAACCCCAAAUCAGUGAUCCUGGCUUCUGUACCCAGUGUCUGGGAUGCUCACACACACAGUGCCCACAGCCUCCUGGCACGCAACCUUUCCUGAGGCAGGUUGUGUUGGACCUACCUCCUGAUCAGCAUGUGAACAGCACACUGUGGCUUUGGGUCUGUCUGGAGAGAAGCUUGCCGAGCCUCUCUGCCAUCCUCUAAACACAGGUCUCUCUCACAUUCCAACUUCAGCCUCACCGACACUGGGAUGAACACUACUGUAGGUGGAGGGUUUGGUGGUCUGGAACAAACAGGGGAAAGGAAAGAGCACACCAGCCCUUGAGUUGUUAGUCAUCAAUCACAUUUGAUUGCUGAACUUAUUAAAUUAAAAGAAAGAUCACUUGUAAAAUACUCUCUGUAUAUAUUUAUUAUAUGACUAAAAAGUGCAAUAUUUUAUUUUGUACAAUAUGUAAUAAAGACAUGGGACAUAUAUUUUUCAUACUAACAAAAUUUCUUAUUAAACUGCUUUACCUUUGUAUUUAAGGUUAAAAGAACGAAUUUUCAGUUGUUAUUGUACUUUUGUCUUGUUAACAUCCAAAUGGCAUUCCUGUGUACUGUAUUUUACUACUGUUUUUUAUAACAUAAGAGAUAAUGUUUCCCUUUGAUGAUCCUUAAUUCAAAAAUAAAUUCACUUUUAGUAUCCAAUGGCAUCCUUAGUGGCUUCUCUGUGUUGUGUUUUUGGUAGACGUUGGACUGCCCCUUUGUUAGUCCAGGAGGUCCCUUAGGGAGUUUGCUAUUCCCGAUUGUCCUCUGUACGCAUUACAAGAUUGAGAAAGCACAGAAAUUCACACCGAUUCCAAAUCUCAGUCCUCUAUGUCUUUGUGAAUUUAUGUCUUUGUCCAUUGUGUCUUUGAAAAAUGCCAAUGGCAAAAUAAGUAGAAACCUGGAUAGAUAACUGACAGGCAGAGAAGUAGGUGACAAGUCUGUCGAGAGCAAGGCAUAGUAAUUCUUUGUAUUUUUGGAAGACUUGUUUUAGGCUCACAGUAAAUUUGAGCAGGAAGUACAGAUUUCAAAAUAUGCUUUAUCUCAUAACAUGUGCAAACCUCCCCUACUAGCAAU